This is a messenger RNA of Miscanthus lutarioriparius, 663 nucleotides long. The record is from the annotation of a GenBank genome assembly. Lineage: Eukaryota; Viridiplantae; Streptophyta; Magnoliopsida; Poales; Poaceae.
AUGGGCAAGCACGGCAAGUGCAGCCACGACACGGAGGCGUGCUACCCGCCGGGGGCGGACGGCGGCAUGUACCCGUACAUGAUGGAGAGCCCGCAGCUGCGGUGGGCCUUCAUCCGCAAGGUGUACGCGAUCGUCUGCCUGCAGCUGCUGCUGACGGUGGCCGUCGCCGCCACGGUCAACCUCGUGGGCGCCAUCGGCGACUUCUUCCGAUCCCGCACCAUGGGCGCCAUCGCCGCCACCAUCGCCGUCAUCAUCUUCCCCAUCCUCGCUUCGCCGUGGGGCUCAGCUGCCUGUCGGCGAAGGGCCCGUCAUACUGGAGGCGGUGGUGAUCACCAUGGUGGUGGUGUUGGGGCUCACCGCCACACCUUCUGGGCGGCCAAGCAAGGCUACGACUUCGAGUUCCUGGGGCCAUUCUUGAUGGCCGCCGUCCUCAUCCUCAUGCUCUUCGGCCUCGUGCGGAUCCUCUUCCCCCUGGGAAAGACGGGGACCAUGGUGUACGGGUGCAUCGCCGCGCUUGUCUUCUCAGGCUUCAUCAUCUACGACACCGACAACCUCAUCAAGCGCUACUCCUACGACGAGUACGUCGCCGCCGCCAUCGAGCUCUACCUCGACGUCAUCAACCUCUUCCAGGCCAUCCUCGCUGUGAUCGAAGGCGUCGACUGA